Desarmillaria tabescens is the source of this 2036-nucleotide messenger RNA. RefSeq lists its product as uncharacterized. The transcript has a single exon. The coding region runs from base 93 to 1874 and encodes 593 amino acids. The record is from RefSeq and is a predicted model, not a curated record. Lineage: Eukaryota; Fungi; Basidiomycota; Agaricomycetes; Agaricales; Physalacriaceae.
CGCUAAAUGCGCGGAUCCGAGCUUAAACAGACCACUCUUCGUUCUGUCCGUAACCACCAUCUACUCUCCCGACUUUUGUUCUCCUUUCACCCAUGUCGGAAUAUCCAGACCGACUAGACAACCAGCGUGUCAUUCGCCCACUGGACCCCGCAGCGGUCAGAAGGCGUUCACAUGUUUCUCAAUCUUGGCAUGAUUACGGUGACGGCAGCGUCAGCGCCAGCACCCGCUCCUGGGUUCAGUCGACUCAGCAGAAUCCACCACCACCGCCAGAGCAUUUACCUCUUCCAUCACCUGCACUAGGCCUUCGGGCUGUCAAUCCAGACGAGAACGAACCGGAGGAAUUGUCUGAAUUCAUGACAAUUCGUCAGGAAGAUUUUCACGGAUUACCUGAUUAUCCACUGCCCUGGACUCCUGGCGGGAAUCAAGGCGUCCAGCCGCUCAAACCAAAGAAACGUUUCGUAGGCGGUUUCGUUACUGGCUUGAAACGUAUCCCGAAGGCUAUGUUUGGCGGACCUAAAGUGAAGGAGGUGAAGAGACAGAGACAGAGGUCGACGGAGACCGGAACGCACCUGACCGAGAAUACCCUUCCACAAUACAGAACGAAUCCACCAACCCCAAUAACCUUACAGAUGCCGCGAACACAUGCCUCCUUGGCAGAUUCCAUUCCAGCUUCUCUAGCUUCGGGAGAAUUCCAACGGCAUAGGAACAAUCCCACUUUCAGGCUGGAGCCGCCUAUAGAGGUAUUCGAGCCUAGUGCAGUCUCACCGACAGAAGUGCCUAUCGACCAGACGAGAGAAUCUAUCCAUCCAGAAUCUAGGCGGACUAGCCUCCACCUAACAAUGCCGGAUCCCUCAAUAGCCCUGCCCCCCUCACAACCACCAUCGCGUCGUCAAUCGCAUGUUUCACCGCGUCCACCAAGGCGAGAACCGUCUACAGCCCAUCCGCCUUCUAUUCCCGCCCAUCCAGCCCCUUCAGAAGACUAUCGCCGCAUGUCGAAGGGUGAUUCGCAGGGCGGCCACGGGCCGGCAAGCGCAACAAGCUCGUCAGUCGGAGCUGAGCCAUCCUUUUCGAGUGACCUUAAUCCAGUGCUCAGAUUUUUCACUGGACUCUACGACAUGCCUUGGAUUGCACCAGAGCGCAUCACAGUGGACUACCGUCCCGGGGUGGACCGUGGUGCAUGGGUGUGGAAAUGGACCCAUGUGAAGAACGGUAGCGGGAGAGGCCAAAGGGUGAUGAAGCUGAAGCCGAUUCCCAAGGUGCUGGCUUCUUGGUAUGUCAUGAGUGAUGGUACGGGAAGGAAGGUGCCGGUGAAGGAGCACGUUCGUUCACCUAGCUCAGUCGCCCCAGUCGAUCUAUUGAGCUCUGGAGCGUCUGGCACGCGGUCGUCGAUGGCGACCAGCGGAGCGACUUCAAGACGCGGCAGACGGCGAGUACCCAUACGUUCGUCGGUCUUUUAUCCAGACCCUAGCACGCUACCGCGCUCCGUCAGACGGUCGAAACCUCCCUCGCGACAUGGUACUAGCUCGCAUAGCCGACACCGUGAUCAGGAACGACGGCGAAAGCGCCCUGCGUCACCUAUGUACCCCCACGGGUACGCACCGCCGAGUACUCCGCCGCCGCCAGUACCGUCCUUUGCAUUUAUGCCGUCUCCACAUCCUGCUCCGAGCCAAGAGGGUUCACAUGCGCAGCCUUCAACCCCCGCAGCUUUGGUGCCGGUGUUUGGGACGGUGUAUAUGCAAAUGUUACCACCAACUUCGAUGACAUCUGUGAACACGAGCCCGGGAAUGGCGGGGCGAGGGGCUGGGCAGCAGCAGCAGCAGCAUAGCUAUGGAUAUUCGCCCAUGGUCGUGCCUACUACUCCACCACAUAUGUAAUUUUGGAUUUAUGAAGCUCUCGACAUUUUCCUAUGUAAUACUAGUUGUUUAUAGUUAUGCCCAAUACCAUUGGACUUCGUUUUUCCCUUCGUUGUCGAGGAGUGUUGCGUUGUUGUGAUCGACCUAUACUCCUAGUCGAUCAAAGCUGUGCCUUUCGGACCG